Messenger RNA from Paramecium sonneborni, 2729 nucleotides. NCBI's taxonomy places the organism in Eukaryota, Ciliophora, Oligohymenophorea, Peniculida, Parameciidae. The record is from the annotation of a GenBank genome assembly.
AUGUAAUAAGGAAAUAGAAUGAAUUUGGAAAAAGAUUGCAUUAUCUUAUUUGAUAGUUAAGAAGAAAUUCCUUUUUAAAGAGAAAUCUAUGAAACAACAACUAAUUAAUAUGUCACUUUUCCUCUAUCUGUUGACAAAGUUGACCUUGUAAGACUAAUUUCAAAAAAUCAAAAAUAUUUGCUUUAAAUAAAAAUAAACUAAAUGAAAAGAGUAAUUGAUAUAGCAAAAAAUAAUGAACAAAAUUUACAAUAAACUCUAAAAAUAAAUAACAUUUAAAAAAUUGAAGACUGCUUACCAGAUGUAGUGUUUGGUCCUAAAUCACUUUUACCAAAUAAAGGAGAAGCUGGCUUUUAAAGAUUGUGUAAUUAAGAUUAGAUAAAUUUAAAUACAGAAAUUCAAAAUCCAGGAUCAAAUGUCUCAGUAUUAAUAUAUAAAGGAGAAAAUUUUCAAGAUUUGCAAAAUUAAAUGGAAUAGUACAGAAAUGAUGAUAUUAAAAUUAACCCCAUUGUAUUAAUAAAUGGAAAAUCAGCUUUUAAGAAAUUAAUGAGAUCAAAUAUGAAUACAUUUCUUGAUCUAUAUGAAAGGAAAUACGUGCCAUUUCACAAAAAAUUUUCUACUUCUAAUCACCAUUGUUUCUACUUUUAGAUAUAAAAUACCACAGGAUAUUAUUUUUUUUUUGUUUUAGCUAGAGAGUUAGAUAAGUUGGAUUUGAUUAAAUGGAUUUAUUAAGGAAUUUUAAAAUUUAUUUAACCAAAAUUUGCUGUAAUAGCAUCUAGUAAUGAAAAUUUUGAAGAAAACAUUAAUAUUUUAUAACUUUUUUCUAUUUUGGAAAACUAAGGUGAUAAAUAUUUUGGUAUCACCUGUUUAAAAAAAUUUUAUUAUGAAGGAAAAUCUUAGUAUGAUUUUCAAGGGGAUUUUGCAGAAAUAGCUCUUAAAAUAGACUCAAUGUUUAAAAUUAAACAAUUUCACGAUCCACUCUCUUGUAUCUAUAAAUGGUCGAAGAUUUAAGAUGAAAUAGAAAAUUAUAUAAAUAAAUUAUAAACAGAAUAUUAUAAAAAUGCAUGGGCAUUAGGAUAUAAUUCAAUAUUGCCUAAAAUUAUGUAUCAAAAUAAUCAUUUAGAGUUAAAAAUAAUAACAAAAAGAAUUGUAGAAUAAAAAUUUGAGAAAAAUUAGUUUGAAAUUCUAUUCAAUUAAUUUUGUGAAUACAAAUAAAACAUUAACUAUCAAUUGAGAAAGUGCAAGUUUGGGUAAUUUAGAAAUGUAUUCCAAUGGUUUAUAUCAAAAGUUUAAGUUUUUUACAAUUAUUUUGGAAUUUCAAUCUGUAAAUUAAUAAAAUUAUCUUAGGUUUUUUUUUCUCUUUUUAAUGCCCUUAUUCAGUUAUCUAUAAUUUAUUAGAGGAAUCUGUUGGAUAUACUGCAAUUGCUGUUAUCUUACCCCUUUUUUAUGCAUUGAAUGUUUUGUUAUUUUUGUUGUUAGUCUAACUGUAUCAUUUUAAUGAUAAAAUUAUUGAAAAAGAUAAAAACUAAAAAGUUUUAAUAUAAGCCUAAAAGAAUGAAGAUGAAUAAAAAUUUGUUUUUUAGAUAUGUUAAUCUGAUAAAGUUGAUGUCUUAUUGUCUCAAGAAUAAACAGAUUAAGACUUAAUUAUUUGUGAAGUCUAAGAAGAUGAUUAUGUUAAAGAUUCCAGAUGCAAGAUAAAAAAAGAAUAAUUUUAACAACAAGAAUUUUUUUUGCUUUAUAGUUUUCCUUUAUUAAAAUACAUAAGUCACAUUAUUAUCUAUUUAAUUCAAACUUAAUGCUAUUUAGAUUUAGGAGUAGUAAUUUCAAUAUUAUCUAAUUUAAUAAUCAUACAUGGUUGGAUUAAAUUCAAUAAUUAAAAAGCAUCUUAAGAACUAAUUUUAUUAAUAAUGGCAAUAUUUGUGAUACUUUUCCAUUUGAUUAACAAAAAAAUUCGAAUUUAUAAGAUGGUUCGUUACUUUUCUAUGAUAACAUAUUUUUGGCAGUUUCUUUAACUACCCAAAAAGAUAACUUCUGCCACUUAGAGAAGUGAAUAGAAAAGGAAACUUGGAUCAUAAUUAUUUUUGAAUUUUAUACUAUUUUAUUCUUUUAUAGCUAUUGAGUCUUACUACAAUUAUUCCGGCUACAUUCUAUUAGGAGUUUUUGGGUAUUUGUCUAUUAUUUAUUUUAUUAUUGACUUUUAUUUAUUGAUACAAACUUUUUUUUAUAAUUAAUCCCUUCCAAAACUUCCAUAAUAAGGUAGAUAAUAUAUUUGGUAAGUGAUGGAGGAACCUGAGUAUAAACUUGAACUCUAAAAUAAUUAAGAUUCAAAUGAUGAUUUUGUAAAUAAUUUUAGAAAGUUAGUGGCAGAAACUAAUGAAGGAAAAUAAAAUUAAUAAUAAUUGUAAGUAACUUAAUAUAUAAACACCCAAACCUAAUAAAAUUUAAAAAACUCAGUAGUGUUUAAUAAAAAGAUUCAAAAUCUUAUAGAAAAUAAUAAUUUGAAUGAGUAAGAUAUAAAUAAAAUUACUAAUAUUAUUGAGGAAUAAAUAAAUUAAUAAAUUAAUAUUAAGAAAAAGGAAGAAGAAUUUCAAAAAAAUGAAUAGAAUAAAUAAAAAUAGAAAAUAUAAUCAUAAAUAUAAAGUGAAAUAAAAAUUACUAGUUCUUUUGUUAAGUAAGGGUCGUUUUUAUAAAGUAAAUAACAACUUAAUUCUAAUAUAAUCGAAAAUGAAUGA